AUGGCCACGGCGGCGGCGGCGGUGACCCUUCUCCUCCUCCACCUCGUUCUCCUCGCCUUUCCGACAUCCUCGUCGGGCUCCACCAUCCACGACCUCCUCAGAAGCCGAGGUUUGCCGGCGGGUCUCUUCCCCAAGAACGGCGUCAGCUCAUACGAGCUCGGCCAAGAUGGGAUUUUGCAGGUGUACUUGGACCGGCCCUGCGUCGCCAAAUUCGAGACCAGGGUUUCGUUCGAGAGCCUGGUCAGAGCCAAUUUGAGCUAUGGCGGGCUCAUAGGGGUCGAGGGUUUGUCUCAAGAAGAGCUCUUUUUGUGGCUGCCUGUUAAGGACAUCAUCGUCUACGAUCCUUCAUCUGGGCUCAUCUUGUUCGACAUUGGCGUGGCUCAUAAACAGAUGUCGCUUUCGUUGUUCGAGGAGCCUCCCAUUUGCUAUCCUCAAGGUGAGCUGUUGGAGGAGAAUUUGGAAUUGGGGUUUGGGUUUGAAGAUAAGAGAUGA
Striga hermonthica is the source of this 492-nucleotide messenger RNA. NCBI's taxonomy places the organism in Eukaryota, Viridiplantae, Streptophyta, Magnoliopsida, Lamiales, Orobanchaceae. The record is from the annotation of a GenBank genome assembly.